AUGGCUCGUCUGACCGACCUGCCGCCAGAGGUCAGACUGAAGAUCUAUGAACUCCUGCUGGUCGAUCCCACCCGCGAUGGACUGCGCAUAACUAUGACAUUUGACCCUUACCGCGACCCUAAGCCGGUCUGGAGCCGCGCUCGUUGCGCUCAAGCUGAAACACCUCACAAAGCUGGCCACUACCCUCAUCCUUGUCGUGUCGAAGUUCCGUUCUUCACACUCCAUCACCUCGACUUCACAGACCUUUGGGCUUUGGCUCGAGUCAACAGGAAGUUCUAUGCGGAAACAAGCCAGACGAUCUACAACAAUGCUGAUCUUGCCUAUGCUUAUGCCACCGCGGUGUCCUCGGAACCUGCCCUGGCCUUCCUAUGCCUCAGCCGCUAUCUCGAACAACACACUCCCAAGUCCCGCGCCAUGCUUCAUUCUCUAAUCAUCCAAGCUCGAGCCCCCUACAUCAUGAGACCUCGCGAUACCAAAUUCCUUGUCGAUCUUGUCAAUGCUCGCUUGCCGAACUUGCGCGUCUUUGGCUACCAGCUCACCCCGAUCAUCGCAUCCAAACCUAUCGACCGCAUAUGGCCGCUGUUUUCGAACCUCUGCAGUCUUCCCUAUGCGAUUCGCCCACUUGCUCAGCUCAACACCAACCUGCGAACAUUCCUCGAGCUGCCUUCUGUUGAAAACUUUGGCGGUUCACAUCCGAACGUUAAGAUGUAUGAGUACAUGCUCAUCAUGAGACGCUCACUCAGCGAUCAGUAUAUGAAGAUGACAGCGAAUGUGGUCAAGCUUCGUCGGUGUAUGCAUGAUCGUCACACCCUGGCCCUGAAUCGCGGUGAUUAUCUUCAGAUUACCUCAAGGCUUCGUUCCACGUCGGAUUUGGAGGAGGAAGAGGCUGAUGAGGAGACUGCUACUAAGGAGAAGACCAUCAAAGACAUGUUAGACAAUGCUCAUCAGCUGGGUCAUGGUCUUCGUCAAUACCGGGUGUGGCCAAGUGAGAUGUGGACUCGCGCCCGUGAGGAAGCUCACAAGGAUGACGGACACUUUUGA
Messenger RNA from Aureobasidium musti, 1041 nucleotides. The record is from the annotation of a GenBank genome assembly. Lineage: Eukaryota; Fungi; Ascomycota; Dothideomycetes; Dothideales; Saccotheciaceae.